UUGUCCAUUUCAAUCUUAAACUAAUAAAAAAAAUUGUCUUUUUCAGUUGGCCUAAUCCUAAACUAAAAAAAAUCAAAUCUUUCUUCAUUUUCCAACUCACCCCAUAUUCCACAACACCUUUUCAUCAUCCACUAUACAGCAACCAACCAAACCCUUUAACAAAGUCUUUUUUCAUGUUGAUUUUAUGGUUUAACAGAUCUACUGGUAUCACAUGAUCUUAACUUUCCUCUUGUUUCCAGAUCAUUCUUUUAUUCAACUGCAGCAUCAUUCAAUUCAAGGCUGAAUUUUGUUGGAUUCAUCAUUAAGGUGAGUGUUGUGGUUGAUGAACUAUUUGACAGCGUGUUUUCGGCCACGUUUGGAUCGAUAUACACACGGUGGUUCAGAUGCUGGUGGUAAACAGGAGGGACUCUUGUGGUACAAAGAUUCGGGGAAACAUUUGAAUGGUGAGUUUUCAAUGGCUGUGGUUCAAGCCAACAACUUAUUGGAGGAUCAGAGCUAUAUUGAAUCGGGUAGUUUGAGUUCCGGUGAUUCUGGACCGUAUGGUACGUUUGUUGGUGUUUAUGACGGGCAUGGAGGGCCUGAGACAUCAAGGUUUAUCAAUGAUCACCUAGUUAGUCAUCUCAAAAGGUUUACUGCAGAGCAACAAUCAAUGUCAGUGGAUGUAAUUCGCAAGGCAAUCCAAGCAACAGAAGACGGAUUUGUGUCUCUUGUGACCAAACAGUGGUCCAUGAAACCGCAAAUUGCAUCGGUUGGAUCCUGCUGUCUUGUCGGUGUAAUUUGUAAUGGAGCUCUUUAUAUAGCAAAUCUCGGUGAUUCCCGAGCUGUUUUGGGAAGAGCAGUCAAAGCAACCGGGGAGGUUUUAGCCGUGCAAUUGUCCACAGAACACAAUGCAGCUAUAGAGUCAGUAAGACAUGAACUGCAAUCUAUGCACCCUGGCGAUUCAAACAUUGUUGUUUUGAGGCAUAACGUAUGGCGUGUCAAGGGCCUAAUACAAAUAUCUAGAUCUAUUGGCGAUGUGUACCUGAAAAAGGCCGAGUUCAAUAGAGAGCCUCUGUAUGCAAAGUUUCGGCUUCGUGAGCCGUUCAAGAUGCCAAUAUUGAGCUCAGAACCAUCGAUAUCAGUUCACCAGUUGCAGCCACAAGAUCAGUUUAUUAUAUUUGCAUCUGACGGCCUCUGGGAGCAUCUUAGCAAUCAAGAAGCAGUUGAUAUAGUUCAAAAUAAUCCUCUCUCGGGAAUUGCAAGGAGACUAGUGAAAACUGCACUUCACGAAGCGGCGAAAAAGAGAGAAAUGAGAUAUUCAGACUUAAAAGAUAUUGACCGAGGGGUUCGUAGGCAUUUCCACGACGAUAUCACCGUGAUUGUCGUGUUUAUUGACUCAAAUCUCGUGAGUAGGGCAAGCAAUGUUAAGUUCCCUACUAUUUCCGUUCGAGGGGGCGGUAUGAACUUGCGUCCUAACUAACACAUAAGCACCUUGUACAACACCAACAGAAGCUGGUGCUACCUGAAUAUAGAAGUUUUUAUCAAUAAUUUUUACUUUGUUGUAUCAUUUUCUUGUGUGAAUAGUGAAUACCAGGUAUCUUCAAAUAGUGAAGUGCAUCAGCUCAAACUGUAAGUUUUUAGAAUACUAAUACUCAUGUUUAGGUUCUUUCCAACACAAAUUGUAACAAUAGCAGAGGUAUUCUGAUAACCAUUAUGAGAUUUUCCUUUUCUUUCUGUGACUUGGUAUUAGAAGCUGCAUGAUUCGAGUUUCAAUGUAAGUCACAAUCUGGAUAUGUAAAGAGUUUUGUU
This is a messenger RNA of Vicia villosa (hairy vetch), 1788 nucleotides long. Its product is annotated as probable protein phosphatase 2C 60. Lineage: Eukaryota; Viridiplantae; Streptophyta; Magnoliopsida; Fabales; Fabaceae. The record is from RefSeq and is a predicted model, not a curated record. Gene Ontology annotation, biological process: protein dephosphorylation. Bases 323 to 1459 code for a protein of 378 amino acids. Gene Ontology annotation, molecular function: cation binding; protein serine/threonine phosphatase activity. The transcript has 5 exons.